AUGUGGAAACGAAUUAAAGAAACCCAUUAUUUUUUGUUGUUUUCAACUGAUCAUGGGUAUGAAAUAUGCAUCACGGACAACGUUAACGUAUGGACCACCUUGUAUUCCCGAAGUGAAUUUCUAGCUAAAAUAAAGAGAAGUAAUGAAGGCCUUGAAUUGUCAGAUGAUAAUGAGUAUCUUCAAAAAGGAAUCCAUUUGGUGUCUAAUAUUGAUUACUUGAGGAAGUUUGAUAUAUCAAACAGGGAUAAUGGCAAAACUCUGUUUAUUUCACUGACUAUGUCAUUUGGAUUCCCUUUUUACUUUAAAUGUAAACUUACAAAGGGCUCAGAGAAACUUUUUUACCAUAAAGUCACCCGGCCGUUGCUGAAGUCAAUUUGCGAUUUGCGUGAAAGCCAGAGUGAGCUGCGUCGCUUGCUGAUAAAGAAGGAUACGGAAAUAGAAGAGUAUAAGGCAGAGUCGGGGGAAGUAGCCAGGUACCUGCAAACUGUACCAUUCAAUGAUGCUGAGCACAUGUUCAAGCAUAAAGUUUAUGAUGAAAACUUUAGUCUGUCUCCGAAGACCAUUACUGAAAAUGUCAAACAUCUGGAUAACACUAUCUUGAGGCAAAUGCAAAAUCAAAACCAAGCCAUAAUACAAGAGCCGGUGCCAAAUGUUAGACCUGAGGUAAAUGUUAGACCUGAAGUAAAUGUCAGACCUGAGGUAAACGCAAGACGUGAGGUGAAUGUCAGACCGGAGGUAAAUGCAAGACGUGAGGCGAAUGUCAGACCUGAGGUAAAUUCAAGACGUGAGGUGAAUGUUCGACCUGAGGUAAAUGCAAGACGUGAGGUGAAUGUUAGACCUGAGAUUAACGCAAGACCUGCCGCAAAUGUAAGACCGGAGCCACCGGUUGCUGUUAAACAGGAACCUGAUAUUAUCGAGCCAGACACUACGGUACACAUUGACCCAGUCCCAUAUAGGAAGAAUGGAAUAAAGUCUGAAGAUGAUGAGACAAGUGUGUCUAUCACUGCUUCUGUUAGCUACCAACCGGAGUUAAGGAGGGAGACUCUGCGGCCCCAUGUGCCACGGAAAAGAACAAAAUUCAACCUCUGA
Messenger RNA from Spodoptera littoralis (African cotton leafworm), 1089 nucleotides. Lineage: Eukaryota; Metazoa; Arthropoda; Insecta; Lepidoptera; Noctuidae. The record is from the annotation of a GenBank genome assembly.